AUCCCGUACUCUGGUCAGCGCCUGUUCAGUCAAUCGAGCCUCCGCUUCGUGCCGCCGCAUAUAACAUCUCAUGCAAAGCUUGACCAACCAUAUCCUACAGCCAACUUCAUCGACAACAAGUUUGUCGUCUCCGAGGCGGACGAAUGGAUUGAUCUUCAUGAUCCUGCCACCAACUAUCUCCUGACUCGUGUGCCCCAGAGUACCGACAGCGAGCUUCGAGCUGCCGUUGCCAGUGCGGAAGCAGCUUUCCCACAAUGGAAAGCCACGAGCAUCCUGAGACGUCAGCAAAUCUUGUUCGACUUCACUGCACUGAUCAGGAAGAACUGGGACAGGCUUGCAGCCAGCAUCACGUUGGAGCAAGGCAAGACGUUCCAGGAUGCCAGAGGUGACGUGCUUAGAGGUCUUCAGGUCGCUGAAACAGCUUGCGGUAUCACGACUCAGAUGACUGGCGAAGUGCUCCCUGUUGCUAAAUAUAUGGAGACUCGGAGUUAUAGGGAGCCCCUAGGUGUCGUAGCCGCAAUCUGCCCGUUCAACUUUCCCGCAAUGAUACCCUUGUGGUCUAUCCCAAUAGCAACCGUGACCGGAAAUUGCUUACUCCUCAAACCGUCGGAACGAGACCCCGGAGCGGCACUGAUACUUGCCGAACUCGUGAAGGAAGCAGGAUUCCCCGAAGGCGUUGUCAAUAUCAUCCACGGAAGCAGACGUGCAGUCAACUUUAUCCUUGACGAACCAGCUGUCAAGGCUGUCAGUUUUGUUGGUGGUACAGCAGCCGGAGAAUACAUCUAUGCUCGUGCUUCGGCGAACGGCAAGCGUUGCCAGGCAAACCUUGGUGCUAAGAACCACGCUGUCCUCAUGCCAGACUCGAACAAGAACCAAGCUUUGAACGCGAUAUCUGGGGCUGCUUUUGGAGCAGCAGGUCAGAGAUGCAUGGCACUAAGUACUCUGGUCACCGUCGGAGACACCAAGACCUGGCUACCCGAAUUGAUUGAGCGCGCUAGAAACUUGAACGUGAACGGUGGUUUCGAGCAAGAAGCUGAUCUUGGACCAGUCGUGAGUCCAGAAAGCAAAGCUCGAAUCGAGAAGCUCAUCGCAAGCGCCGAAGAAGAAGGUGCGACCAUUCUUCUGGACGGCCGGAAUUCAGCACCUAAGGACUAUCCCAACGGCAACUUUGUUGGGCCCACAGUCAUCGCAAAUGUCAAGCCACACAUGAGAUGUUACGAAGAAGAGAUCUUCGGACCUGUCCUAUUAUGUCUCGAGUCUGAGAGCUUGGAUGAUGCAAUUGCGCUUGUCAACAAGAAUGAAUAUGGUAAUGGCGUGGCUGUCUUCACGUCUUCCGGAAGCACCGCUUCUUAUUUCCAGCAGAAUAUCGAAGCUGGUCAAGUCGGCAUCAAUGUUCCGAUUCCUGUGCCUCUUCCCAUGUUCAGUUUCACAGGCAAUAAGAGAAGUGUUGCUGGCGGAGGUGUGAGCACAUUCUAUGGUAAGGCCGGGUUGAACUUCUACACCCAGACCAAGACAGUCACCUCGCUAUGGAGCUCUGCUGUUGCCAACGAGAACAGAGCAAGUGUCAAUAUGCCCACUCACAAUUGA
Molecule: messenger RNA, 1587 nt
Organism: Aureobasidium uvarum
Lineage: Eukaryota; Fungi; Ascomycota; Dothideomycetes; Dothideales; Saccotheciaceae
Source: the annotation of a GenBank genome assembly